AAUGUAGAGAUACAGGGUGCCUAGCACUUAUCAGUCAAAAGCACAGAAAGCAGCCACAAAUUCUGGCAUAUAUUUUUGGAUUCAAAUUUUGAUGGGUACAAUGCAUUGCUGAAAAGCCAUAAAAUACAAGAGUAUAAACGAGCAAAGAAGCCGACCCAAUGGAGAUGCAACUGGGCGCCAUGCUGCAUGUGUACAAGGGCGAGUGGGGACUGCCGUCCAUUGACUUUGAAUGUUUACGUGCCUUGUGCCUGCUAAGAUUCACCAGAUGUCCCAUGGAGGUUCAGACAAGCUCCAAUCCGUUGCGUUCGGGAACCGGCAAGUUGCCCUACCUGCAGAUUGGCAACGACAAGUUUGCGGGCUACAGGCAGAUCAAACGUGUGCUGGAUCGCGAGGGCUACCCGAUUGAUGCGCACUUGAGCACCAAACAAAAGCAUUUGUCCACCACCUACGCUAACUGGGUAUUCACCAAUCUACAUGCGUACUAUCACUACUUCCUGUACGGAGAGCCCCACAACUUCGACACCACUACACGCAGCCUCUAUGCCAAGCGGACGCCGUUCCCCUUCAACUUCUAUUACCCAUCGUCCUACCAGAAGGAGGCCUGCGACGUGGUCCAGGUGAUGGCCGGCUUCGAUGUCAACGACAAGAUGGACAAGCACGAAGGGGACUACCUCGUUGCAAAUGCCAAAAAGUGCGUGAAUCUGCUCUCCCGCAAGCUUGGACGAAAGGUCUGGUUCUUCGGGGACACUUAUAGCGAGUUCGAUGCCAUUGUGUACAGCUACCUGGCUAUUAUCUUCAAGAUCACACUGCCCAACAAUCCACUGCAGAACCACAUCAAGGGCUGCCAGAAUCUAGUGAACUUUAUCAACCGCAUUACCAGGGACAUAUUCAGAGACGAGGGCUAUAGCUCCGUCAAGCUGACGAAGACUCCGAGCGGCACGGAAGCGAAUUUGACUCCCUCGGAGCGCAAGUUCCUGGAAUCUGAAUUCAAUACCAAAGUCGUGGCUGGCGUCGGUGCGAUCGCAGCCAUGGCGGCGUUUGCAGCAUGGCGGGGAAUAUACAACCAGUUUAUUCGUUAGUUUUGGGUGAAUGUCUUCAUUUGGCUCCAGACACUCUUGUAGCAUUGCAACCCGUAUAAGCCAAAAUUACCAGUUCACUACAUUGCAAAAUUCCGAUUGCUUCAUCCCUUGCAGCUAACAACGCGCUCCUCGACGGACUACGAUGGCAUUGAUUACGAGGAUGAUGAGCUGGAAGAGGGUUUGGACUAAUCGUACCUCUUUACAACGAUGUCUAUGUGUAUCUAUAGAGUUUACAUUUUAAAAUAUAAAAGGGGAGAGAAGCACAAAUCUGUCCAAAGUUAGAACGUUAAAUAUACAUAAGAUUGGGUCUAUUUUUGUGCAGAGAUUGGCAGGAGUGGACAGUACAUGUUUCCAAUAUCUUUUGAAAGUCCCCCAUAUUAUUGGUCCGACAUGAAAUGUUGACAAAGAACCCGUUCAUCUCUGUUACUUCCAUUCCAAAGAUUUUCCCAUUGGAUGCAUUUAUCAUCCAUAAAAGUCGACCCGUUCUAAUAUACAUAUGUGUGUAUAUGUAUUUUAGUUCCAAUACAGUUUUAACAUUGUGCAGAAUAGCAUUUGGAAGCGUAAUAAAGAGGGCCAACGCUCUUGGCGUAAAAAGGA
Molecule: messenger RNA, 1676 nt
Organism: Drosophila ananassae
Lineage: Eukaryota; Metazoa; Arthropoda; Insecta; Diptera; Drosophilidae
Product: metaxin-1 homolog
Exons: 5
Coding region: 159-1079 (306 amino acids)
Biological process (GO): mitochondrion organization
Cellular component (GO): SAM complex
Source: RefSeq, a predicted model, not a curated record